AUGUCUGUUCACGUCAAGCUACCCAAGUACGCACGUGGAAAUGAUCGCGACUACUACGGCUACGUCAAGGAAAGGUACAUGCAUAAGGAGACCAUUGCCAUCCCAGGAGGCUUUAAGAUUCCAGCCAUCCGUGACGCCCUUGUUGCUCGAGUUCACACAGCGAUCACCAAGUUUAUAGGUGACCUUGACCAAUUCGGCCUCCACAAUUGCGUUCUUUUGCGCAUUUCCGAGGACGACGAGGCAAUCCUGCGCCAAGAAGCGGAGCUUGCCGAUGACUGUCCUCUGGGUGCCGCCUUUCAGAAGAGGCCAUGGAAUGCAAAGGUCUACAGCCGUUGGGACCCCACCCUGACCACUGUCCGACGCGACGCGGCCAAGUCGAAGACUGUGGUGACUUUUAAGGACGAUGACGAAGCCAUCUUGGCCGAGGUCUGCAUUUCUGACGAUUAUGACGAGUCAGAUGAGUGCAAUGACUAUGAUGAGUCUGACGAAGCUGACGACUCCGAUGGCUAUGACGAGUGUGACGAGUCAGAUUACCAAGUCAAGCACCGUUUAUCAGACUACCUAUAUACAAACAAUCUAGCACAGACUACAGUUCUGUCGCCGCUUCCACUGAGUACAACCUCAAUUUCCUUGCUGUAUCAGCGUGUCAACCAAGUCCAUCCGCGUCAAAUUUCCAAUUACGCGCGUCACGACGAUCGCGAUUAUUAUGCCUACGCAAAGGACAAGUACCACUACAAGAAGACCAUCCCUAUUCCUGGAGGCUUCAAGGUUACAUAUUAUGGAUACGACUUGAUUAUCGGAAUUCCUUCUGAUUUCGUCCAGGUCCUGAAACGUGUGGGAGUCAAGAAAAAUUCUUCUGCUGCUUCCAACUCCGUGUCUAAAGCUCGAGUCCGUACCGCCAUCACCAAACUUAUGGGUGACCCUGAUGCCUACGGCGACCACAAUUGCGCCCGGAGGAAAUGGGAGCCGCACGUUUCUGACCUCCCUGGCCAAAGCAUCACUGGAUGCGAAAGAGGGGGAGGGAUUGACCGAGCGCGAAAUAUACGGCAACAUUUUUGUCAUCAACUUUGCCGGCCAAAUGACCCCUCCUCUCAUGUCUUCACCUUUGCUGUAUACUUCCUGUCAGCUAAUCCUUCGGUGCAAUAUUUGGUCGCAAAGGAGCUUCGCCAUGUACUGGGUGACCGACCUCCAGAGCAGUGGGACUAUAAUAAAGACUUUCCGCGGCUGAAGCGUUGUCUUGCUAUAUUGUACGAGAGUAUCCGUCUGUACACGCCAGUGCCAGUCACCAAGUGGACAGCAGGUAAGACGCAGACAUUGAAUGUUGGAGACAAGACCCUCGUCCUUCCUCCAAACACCAUGAUGUGUUUGACUUACAGCUCCCUGCAAACCGAUCCGAGGUGGUGGGGAUCCGACUCGCUUACUUGGCGGCCAUCUCGGUUCAUCAAACCGGCUGCAUCGCAAUCCGGCUCCGACGUUUCUCCUUUGAACUACCAGUCCCUUGAUGACGAAGAGUUCCUGAAGCCAAGGCGGGGCUCGUUUGUAGGCUGGUCCAAGGGAGCGCGAGAUUGUCCCGGAAGAAAGUUCUCUCACGUCGAGUUUGUGGCAACCAUUGCGUCCAUCUUCCGCGACUGGCGGGUAGAUCCAGUCACGUUUGAGGUGGAAACAAUCGAGGCGGCUCGUCGGCGCGUUCUUUACCUUAUCGAGACCGAAUCUGCAAUGGUCCUACUGGUCCAGAUGCUGCACCCCGAAAAGGCUCCUCUUGCGUGGUCGAAACGGUGA
Molecule: messenger RNA, 1779 nt
Organism: Pestalotiopsis fici W106-1
Lineage: Eukaryota; Fungi; Ascomycota; Sordariomycetes; Amphisphaeriales; Sporocadaceae
Exons: 5
Coding region: 1-1779 (592 amino acids)
Molecular function (GO): monooxygenase activity; iron ion binding; heme binding
Source: RefSeq, a predicted model, not a curated record